AUGGGCGUCAAAUACGCUAAGCGCGAAAUGAACCUCUUUUUGAAAGAGCUCGCUCUGCCCUCUAAAAACGAGAUCCAAAAUGGUAUCUUUCUGAUCAACUUGUUGAUUAUUGCAGGCGAAGUGGUGGCUGUUGCGGUCGAAACUGCGGUUGUUGCACCAAACGCUUGCCAUCAAACCAUGUAUCAAGGACAGGUACAAGUGUCAGUGGGCAUUGCUCUUGGGGAUGUCGUUGCUGCAUGA
Penicillium waksmanii is the source of this 240-nucleotide messenger RNA. RefSeq lists its product as uncharacterized. NCBI's taxonomy places the organism in Eukaryota, Fungi, Ascomycota, Eurotiomycetes, Eurotiales, Aspergillaceae. The coding region runs from base 1 to 240 and encodes 79 amino acids. The record is from RefSeq and is a predicted model, not a curated record. The transcript has 2 exons.